Molecule: messenger RNA, 636 nt
Organism: Paramuricea clavata
Lineage: Eukaryota; Metazoa; Cnidaria; Anthozoa; Malacalcyonacea; Plexauridae
Source: the annotation of a GenBank genome assembly
AUGAAGAAGAUAACAGUCUAUGUUGAAGACGGAGGAGUUACCCUGGAGUUACAGGAUCCAUUUAUCCUUACCCACGGAUCCGAACUUUAUGUGAAGACCGCUGCCGUGUUUGGAACUAUAAGAAUAUUCGUAAGGUAUUCAAUGACUACAUUUCCGUAGAUGGGAAGAAGAUUAUGAUAGAUGAAGGGUACUGGACCUUUAAACAGCUUAAGGAAGAGUUGGAGGAAAACGGAUUAACAUUUAAGGGAUAUCCCGAUGGAAGGAUAAGGAUGGACUUUGCUAAGGGGACAGGUUCCGUACGACUUCGGAAUCUCACGAGUAUUUUGGGUUACCGAUACUCCAAUGGUCCUAAAUACACCCCACACAUAAGUGAUCGUCCCGUAGACACCCAUGAAGGCUUGCGAUACCUCACAGUUAGCUGUAACCUGGCGAAUCGUGAGCAUAACAUCGGACCGUAUGGAAAUCGGAGUACCGUCAUCACUUCCCUUCCCAUCAAUGGAACCAGACCUCUCUUUGGAACCACAACCGAAUACAAUGACAUUGAAAGCCAAGUAUGGGUGGAUGCUGGCAAGUACAAUGAAAUCCGGUUUGAAAUCGGGUCUAAUACCGGAGCUGUUCCCGGAGAUGUCUUACUAG